CACAAACUAAUCACUUAAAUUCCCGUUAAAUGUUGGCCCUCGGGGUGUGAACAGUAACCGGUAAACAGUUCCGGUGAACAGUGACCCUGACGUGAACAGUAACUCUACUUCCCAAAAUUGGUCAAAACACUAGCUAAUCUCACGGGAUUUCACUCCAAAAAUCACAGCAAUCAAUUAACACUCAAUCACAUAAAUCCCACUUCAAUUAAGCUAAAUCAUGGUCCUAAAGCUAUCAAAUUCUUCCCCAUUUUUCUAGCGAAAUUUGGACACACAAUAGGGCAGCAAUUGAAAGCAAAUAAAUGGACAAAUUCGGGGGCUUGGAGGGCUGCCACAUACCAGAAUUCUCCAGCUAAAACCGGAGCUGCAGUUGGGGAAGAGGCCGGCGGCAAGCUGCAGGGAAAGCUCACAGGUUUACCCAAAAAUUGGAGGAACAAGAGCAAUUAAAGUAAACCCAGGGCAAUUCAAGCAAGAACAAAGGAAAUUAGGGGCUGUUCUUACCGAAAAAUGCUUAGAAAUCACCCAUACCCACUAGCAGCCGGCGGUGAAGACAAGCAGAGCAAGGCAGAUCUGGAAUUUCCAGCAAAGGGGAAAGAUUUCUGGGUUCCAAAUCAGGUUCUUGGACAAGAAAGAAGGAGAAAUUCCAAGCUUUCUCACCAAUUUUUCAAAGCUGGUGCCGGCCUCAAAACUAAUAAAGAUUGGAAGCCUCAAGCUUACCAAGCAGCUGUGGAUUAUCUUGGGAAAUCAUUAAGUGUUAAUGUAACCAAGGAGCAAGUCAAGAAUAAAGUAAGACAAUGGAAAAAACAUUUCUCUAUUAUUAAUGAAAACAAAAGCCACCAAAGUGGGUUUCCAUGGGAUGAGGAAAAGAAGAUGCUUGUUGUAAUAGUAGAUAAUAUGUUAGCAUGGAAAGAUUAUGUUCAAGAGAAUGGAAAGGCAAAUGGAUAUGCAAAUAGACCGAGAGAAAGGUGGGAUGAUAUUGUGAUGUUGUGUCGGAUAGAUGUGAUGUUGUGUCGGAUAGAUAGAGCAACUGGUGAAGCUGCUGAAAGUUUUGAAGAUGCUGAUGAAGCCAUGACAGGAGAGGAUGAAAAUGAUGUAGAGUACUCAAUACCACUUGCUACCCCACCAACACAACCUUCCACAUCAUCUAUGAUAGAGUCCCAUCAAAAGAAAUGGAGGAAAGAUCCAUUGGUUUUUAUUGUUGAUGACAUUACUUCAUCACUCAAGGAGUACAUGAACUUGAAAAAGAAACCAAGUGGUCAAGAGAUUUAUGAAAUGGUUUCAAAAGUUUUGGGUCUUUCUCAAUAAGAAAUAUUCAAGGCAAGACAUGAAGUAAUUUCACCUUUAGACAUUUUUCUUACAAUUUCUUCUGAUUCAUUGUUUUUCUAGCUUUGUGUUUCUAACCUUUUGGGUUUUGUACUAAAUCUAAGUUGAUUUUUCUUGUAGGACAUGGAACUUGCGAGUUCCCAGCAGGAUAUGGAAACUAAUUAAGAAUGAGAUUUGGU
Molecule: messenger RNA, 1499 nt
Organism: Rubroshorea leprosula
Lineage: Eukaryota; Viridiplantae; Streptophyta; Magnoliopsida; Malvales; Dipterocarpaceae
Source: the annotation of a GenBank genome assembly